Adelges cooleyi (spruce gall adelgid) is the source of this 8553-nucleotide messenger RNA. RefSeq names its product serine-rich adhesin for platelets. NCBI's taxonomy places the organism in Eukaryota, Metazoa, Arthropoda, Insecta, Hemiptera, Adelgidae. Bases 205 to 7683 code for a protein of 2492 amino acids. Gene Ontology annotation, biological process: actin cytoskeleton organization. Gene Ontology annotation, cellular component: filamentous actin; microtubule organizing center. The transcript is spliced from 21 exons. Gene Ontology annotation, molecular function: protein binding. The record is from RefSeq and is a predicted model, not a curated record.
UGUCAUUUUUUUUCUCGCUUUCUUAACAAUUACAUAUUUUAAUAAACGCUAAGUAUACCUACUAGUAUAAAUAACGAAACCAAUAAUUAAUAUUUUUAACUGUGAACUAACCAUUAACUUACGUUACAUAAGAAUAUAAGAUUAUUUUCGAAUCCAUAACAUUCAUUAACUCAGGAGUCCAUCAAGGGAUAAACCGAGGUAAUCAUGGCGGCUGAAGUGGGAUCGGAUAUUGCUCUCAUUCAAGACGAAGAUGUUCUUCGGAGAAUGUGGCAACAAACCGAAGACUUUGGAAAAAAAAAAGAAAUCCGCAUGAAGAUGUACAAGCUCAGGGAACAACGGCUGAAGGAAUUUUACACUACAGGGGAAAUGAUUCAAACGGAAACUACGUCAAAACGUUCAUCGACCAGAACUCAUACUGAAUCUAUAGCUGACCAAGGUUUUAUGACAAUGAAAAGCAAAGAGAUUCGAGAUUCCGAAUCGCCUACAGACGAAUACCAACGACAAUCUAACGUAACUAAAAAUUAUCACUCGAGUUCUCAAAACGACGAUUUUGGUAACAAUAGAGGAAUAGUUCAAGUAGAAUCAACCCGAUAUGUACAACCAAUUGAAGAGGUCACAGAAAGUUCAGUACAGACAUCUAUGUCUAGUUCUACUUCCUCAAAAUGGGCAUCUUCGCAGACAGUCAUUUCCGUGUCAGAAGAAAUUCAGCAAGCAGAAACUGAUUUAAAUUCGAAAUUUAUUACAAAUGAACAAAUCAACGUCAACGAUAAUCAACGAUUAACACAUAAUACUUCAACUAAUCAAUUAAACAGUUCUGAUACCAAUAAACAAUUUACUGAAUCGUUUUCUGUCUCAGCCUACGAUAAUGCCGCACACGAAGAUCAAAAACAAUACCAGAAUGGUUAUAAAACAGUAAUAGAGACAACUACUUCUGCUUCAGCGAAUAAUGAUGUUUUCGAGCCAAUAACUGAGACAAUAUAUUCAACCAAACAAAAUAAUUUUGAAGACAUCGAAAGUAAAAAUGACUCUUUAGAAACUACCAAUAUAUCUAACAAUAUAACUACAACGACCGAUAAUAAAAUUAUUAAUGAAUUACAAAAACUCGAUUCUUACCUAUCUACACAUCAGUCCAAAACAGAUUCAUCAUCUGGACUGGAUUCGACACAGUAUAACGAAGAAAAACAAACUGAAGAAAUAGGAAAAAAAACUUUUUCAGCUGAUAUCUCUAAAGAAAAUGUUGAAGGGCCAUACACUACAACAUAUCAACAUUCCUAUCAGCAGCCGAAAAUCAGUGUCGAUUUAAGUCCAUCGCAUGAUGCAUUUGCCAGGAGUCUCAGAUCUACUCCUGAAAGGUCUAGCCCUUCUCCGCGUAGAAUAAGUCCUGAACAAAGGUUGAAAUCGCGUAGUCCUGAAAAGAGUAGAAUGUCUCCUGAAAAGUCACUAAGCCCCGUUAGAUCAUCAAAAUCGGUAACUAGAAGAAAACUUUCCUCUACAUACUCGAAAGAUGCUUCCAAAAAACGAGUCAAUACGCCAACCCGCGUUGAUAAAUAUGAUUCUUCAGAUGAUUCUGAUUGUUCUGGUACUACACAUGGGACAUACGACAAAUUUUCUACUUCUAACACUAAAAGAACAUUACUUACUGAAAAGACGAAAACUGAUUCAGCGACAAAGUCUAAUCAAAUAUCGGUGUCUAAGACUUUUGAGUAUAAAGACAAAUCGCCGUCUAGAAGUCCAGUACAAAGAGAGAAAUCACCAUCUAAAAGCCCAGUUCCAAGAGAAAAAUCGCCUUCUAAAAGUCCUAUACCGAGAGAAAAAUCUCCUGGUUAUAGUAGUGAAGGGUCUGUAGGCAAAGAAGUACGCAAGUUAACAUCAAGAGCAAAGAACAGUUCCCUCGAAAGUAGUCCCGAAAGAAGUGCGUUUAAACCAGUUAAAAAUUACAAGUCUACACGAGUACAAAACACGUCGCAAGAUAACAAAAUAACGAUUACAACUCAAAAAGAAAAUGUGUACUCAGAUAGUCAUACUUUUAAAAAUGACACCUUAGAAAGAAAUAACACAAGCAAAUGUUUAAUAUCUGAUAAUGUAAAUAACAUAAAACAAUUUGAUGGAAAAAACCAGUAUGUAGAUCAUAAUGUAAAUGAUACUGAUAAACAGAAAAAAACAUUCAGCAAUGACAGCUUUAUAACAGAAGAAAGAGAAAACUUACUAUUGGAACAGCGUAGACAAACAAAUCAAGAAAACCUCAAGUUUAAUGAUAAUGAAACGUGUAGACAGUCUAAGGAAUCAGAAAACAAAUGCAAUCAACAACAAUUCGUAACAAAAGAACAAAUAAACAUUAGCGUUCAAGAAAACAGUAGAACAGAUCAUGUUGAUCGAGUAAAUGAAGUCAUUGCCAAUACAAAAGAAAAAUCACCAAUAAAGGAAGUCAAACCAGCUAUAAAGAAAACGCCUUCAGCUUCAACUGUUAAAACUACAGAAAGGGUUUCGUUAAAUAAUCGAAAAACUGCAUCUCGUAUCAACAGUGAAAAUACCAGCAUUCCUUCAACUCCUAAAAAAGCGACCUCUACAGUACCUUCAUCGCCUGUUAAGAAAACGCCACCGUCGUACUUAGAGAAAACGCCAUCAAAAAAGAAUAUAACUCACAAGAAUUUGAACGACACGUCCAUUCACAAAACUGUCAAAAAAGACUUGUCUAGAGAAAAAGUUGAUGUAAAAAUUAAUAAAACCGAUUCUAAGAAUAUAAUACACACAAGUUCUAAAGAAAAUAUUAUUUUAAAAACUGUCCAAAAAAAACCCAGCCAAGAAAAGUUUAUCGACCAGAAAACUACAAUUUCUUUCCGUAACAAAAUCAAUUCACCUGAUAAUAAACCUAAGACAGUUGAAAGUAGAAAACCGAUUGAGAAAAAGGAUUCAAAAGAAAAAAUGAAACUUCAAUUUAGUCCUCAGUCUUCACAAAAGAAGCUCGGGGUAAAAUCAACGGUCGAAGUAAAAACUAUCACCGAGACAAAAAGAAUUUUGGAUAAUCAAAGUAUUAAAAAAAGCCCCACGGCAAAUCCAUCAAAACCAAAAUCUAGUUUUUCAGCAAAACCUAGCAUUAGUAUAACUCCGACUAAAGAACCAAAAUUUAAUCCGAAAACUAAUGCGGCAACGCCUACAGCUAAACCUGUUCAAAAAAAAUUUACUCUAUCCAACGUUUCGAAUAAAAAUAUCGUUGAAGUUAACAAAAAAAAUAUAGCUGAUAAAUCAAAAGUCCUUGAGGAUGAACUACCACCGGACAGUUUUGAUAGCGACAGCGACAUUGACAACUGUGCAGAGAAGACAAACGAUAUUAGUAAGAAAGCAGCGUCCUCGUCAUCUUCGUCGUCUUCUUCUGAAGACGAGGAUGACAUGCAAAAAAUCGAAGACCUCGACUACAUUAGAAACCAAGCUGACGAAGAAUACGGUAAAAAAAUGACAAAUAAAGACGUUCUAUUGAACGUUGUCGUUCAGUUGCCACCGUCGUCUAGGGAAUCGUCUCCCGAAUAUGCUGCGAGAUUCGGGCAUCCUUACAGUUCUGUUUCAGACGAUGCAAGUUUACCGAGGUAUGCCGAUGCCGUAAGCGAACCAGAAGAUGUCAACGAGUAUAGGCUGUACAACAACAGGUACGACUUAGUGACAGAUUUGGACGAGGAAACAUCGGUGACUGUUGCAGACCGAGUGUCGAAAUUUUUGAAAAGCGCCAACAAGCAAGAAGAUGUAAAAACCACGGAAAUACCUCAGAGUCCGCGAGCAGUGAGGAAAACUAAAGAAAUAUUCGAGUCGAUCGCAAAAGGACAGGUCGAAGAUAUAAAAGAAGAAAUCGAUGUCGUGGAAGAACCGGAAGCCUCCGUUCAAAUUCCCGAAGUGCACGAUACACCGAAAACCGAGAUUGAACCUACAAGUAUGUCUCUGUUGACGAGGAAAAUUUCAGGCGCGUCUGAUUACAAAACGAGAAAAGAAUUUUUCGAGAAGAAAACCAUCGAGAACAAAGAUAAGGGUGAAAAAACAAUUCCAACUGUGCCUAAAAAAAUGUCCGGGACAACGACGCUAAAGGACAGUCGCUCUUCUUUUGAAUUGAAGUCCGUUAAGAAAACGCCAUUAAAAGACAAGACGAAUGUGCCCAAGACAACAGAAUCUACACGGGGCUCACCUGACAGAGCCGCGAAAAGCCCGACAAGAAGAGAUAGCACGAAGGAAACAUUUGAAGUAAAAGUUGACGAAAUUAACACUGGUAGGCGAUAUUCGGGAUCAAAGUCUUUAAAAGACCGAGCAACCGUGUUUGAAAAGAAUGAUAACGUUCAGAAAACAUCAAAAUUGUCUGAAGACGGUGUUAAACGUACGACCAUUGUUACGGAAACAUCGGCUACGACUACUGACGGAUUUAAUACAAAAAGUUCAGAAAGAACAACCAGCAACACCACACAGAGGAGAACAAGCUCCGAUAGGCAGAAAAGUCCGGAAAAAACUAUAUCCUCUAGUUCUACGAAGAAAACUAUCGAAACAUCAAAUAAACCGAGCGAUAUUAAACCGGAAAGGAAAAUGUCUGCCAAAAGUCCCGAAAAAACUAACUUGAAAAAUACAAACGAGAGCAAAACUGGAAACCGCUACCUGCAGAAUACAACAUCGUCGUCGGCUAAAAUUGAAGUGAAGUCUACUUUUGCGCCUCAAAUAACGGCAACGACUACACAACAUACACCACAACGUAAAAUUGACGAAGACGUCAAAAUUGAAGAAAUUUUCGAUUUAGAAGUUUUAGAAAUAAUGCUCGAAAAAGCUGUAGGAUAUGAUCGGAGACGAAGAAUAAGAGCGCAAAUCCGAUUAGUCAAACGUCAAUUGGAAUCGAAAAACAUAAAAGAAACCCAAACUACAUCAUCUACGCGUAUCACAAAGAGCGUUAGAGAAGUUCCGCAGACAACAACACAGAAACAAACUAAACCAGCGCUUGAAACAACAGUGUUGACGAGAACAACUGAAACUAAGAAACAAAGAAGUCCGUCACCUCAGUACACACAUGUCAAUUCAGUCAACCAGUCCCGAUCUCCUUCGCCUCAAAAAUCAGUUGUCGAACAACCACGAUCUCCAUCGCCGCAAAAGUCUUCAAGGCCAGUCGAAAAAGGGCGAUCUCCGUCACCAAAAAAGUCUUCCGUCAAUAAACAACAAGAGACGAACAAAACUAGCAAAACUGAUAAUUUAACAUCUAGAAGCUCUUCAUAUUCGACUACAACUACUACCACUACUACUAGAGUAAAAAGCGAACAAGUAACCAAGAAAAAUGUCAACACAAAUAUUAAUCCAGGCCAAACCGUUACCGAUUCUAUAACUUCAAGUUACGGCGUAGGACCUACAGACGACAAUGGCAGACCACUGUUCGGUUUAAGAGCUCUUAGGAAAACCAACACCAACCAAUCGAUUAUCGUUGACGAAUCAUCUACUUAUCAAAUUGAUGAAUCAGAUUCUCCGGCAAUUACUGAUCAUAAAGGAAAACCGCUAUUUGGUUUAAAAGCGUUGCAAAACGAAAACGUGUUUGUGGUGGAAGAAUCGAAAACCGUACGCCAACAACAAAAGUCUACCCAACAAAAAGGAGGAGUCGACCAAUUGAUUACCGACCACAAGGGCAAACCGCUGUUCGGACUUAAAGCACUUCAGAGCAUCGGUAAAAACGACGAAACUGUCUUCGAAAACAUGCCGGAACCUCCAGUGUCUCCUCAGUUGAAGGAGCUUGUGCUUAAGCACGAAAGACACGUAGCUAACGAGACUUCCAAUUUGGAAACGCAACCUCGGCAAAAACCGAAGGCAAAGUUCAGAGACAGUUUUAUACUCGACUCUAAAGACGAAGACUUGUACACUACGUUUAAACAAAAUGGGUUUACUGACGCCAAUUCCAUAUCUUUGAAUUCUAUUAUCAACCAGGAUGUUGAGGAAAAUCAAAACAACGAAACAACCGUGGUGAAAAGCAAAAGCCAGUCUACCGUGUUCCAGUCGAAAAGCUGUAUAAGGUCCGACGGAUCCGGAAACGUUUCGGUCACGCAAGACUUCAUUAAAGGGGAAGUCUCUUCUGUGAAUGACCAAGAACCGUCGGGAAAAAUCACUAGGGGUAAUUACACGUACCAAAGUCCCAAGGACACGGAUAGUCAAAAGGGUAUCGCUAAAGUUACCACAGUUACCAAAGCUAUCGGUAGGAAGUCUUCAGGUCCAGAAAUCACCGAAAUCGCCGAAGAAUUAGACAACUCUGAUCGUGUCGAUGGCAAUAAAGUGGUUAAAAGAAGUCGUACCAACGACAAAUUCGAAAGUAUUCAAAAGAGAUUUAGUCAAGAGAGUUUCGAUCAGAGUUCGAGGCGUUCUUCAAGGGAAAGCAAUAGGUAUGAAAAUUCAGAAGAAUCUCAACAAGUGUCUAGAUCAAACACACCUAAGUCGUCCUUGGUCCGCGGGGACUCGAUACGCGCACUCCAACACAAAUUCCAACAAGCCACUGUUUCAUCUAGCAUGAAACAGAAUAGGUCAGUUAAAAGUGAAUCUCCUAGAAUUGCUAAACAAACCGAAGACACUUCCACGGUCACCACCAAAGUCGGCGGAACAUCAAAAACAGGAGCUUCGUCGUUUUUGGACAACAGUUCAAGAGUGACUGGUGUUCAAGACGUUUUGACUAGAAUGCGAAAUGCAGAUUUGGUCGUAGAAAGCGGAGAUACCAACGAAGACGCCGAGGCUCGCUCUUUGCUGAACAAAUUUUUAGGAGCAUCCGUCAUUCUCCAUGGAAUGGAACAAGGUGUCAAGUCUCCUACUUCAAGUUCGGUUAAAACCACAUCUACAACGACCAGCAGCGCAACACUUGUUAAUCAAGUGGAGAAACAGCGUAGUCAGAGUUCUCCUUCCACCAGAUCGAAUUUGACCGAACAAGAGCUCGAAAACAUUUGGGACGAAAAACAACUACAAAUUUUGUUGGAAUCUUGCCCGGACUACGAUCAAAGGAGGAAAAUUCGAGCCAGGCUACGUCAAAUCAUGGCCGAACACAAAGCGUGUGCUGAUGUGGUUGCCAUGGCAGCUAAUACAGAUAGUGCCGCCAGCAAUGAAAAAAACGAAACUACCGAGUCAAAAUCAACGACAGUGACUAAUAAGACCGAAAAUGGCUCAUAUGUAAAAACCGAAGUGCAUACUAGGACAACAUCUUCUAGUAACCGUCUUGCUAAAGCUAAUAGUGUGAGUGCUUCGCCAUUUGCCAAGUUUCAGCAACUGGAACGCCAGAACUCAGCUCCAAACUCACAAUCGCGUCCUUGCUAUAAAUUCACCGAUCCCGCUCUGGCGCGGAGCGCUUCAUCAAUCAAAGAUCGCCUACUCAGCUGGGUUAAGGCUCAGACCAAGGAUUAUAAGAACAUCCAAAUAACCAACUUUUCAACAAGCUGGAGCGACGGUCUCGCGUUCUGUGCCCUCAUCCAUCAUUUUUACCCAGACGCAUUCGACUAUGAAAAACUAACACCGGAAAAACGAAAAGAAAAUUUCGAACUAGCUUUCAAAGUUGCUGAGGAUGAAGCCGGUAUAGCACCUUUAUUGGAUGUAGAAGACAUGGUGGUCAUGCGAAAACCCGAUUGGAAAUGUGUGUUCACUUAUGUCCAAACGUUCUACCGGCGGUUCCACAACACUCCACAAGCCGUUAAACCUUUUUCAUUUUAACACACUUGCACACUUCACGUUAAUAUUAAUUGUAAUCUUCGCUUUAUACAUUUUUUCAAGUAUUGUAUCCAAAUCUAAACAUUUCGUUGUAAAAUGUUUUAUUUGUUGUUAUCAAUCGACGAAAACUGGUCGUAGUAUUUAGAUGUAGUCGAGUAAUAUUUAGUUAUACCAUUUUACUCAGUUCGUUUGCUCUGGUCAAUUGUUAAGAAUGAUGAAUGAGGGUGAUAUAUUAUUAUUUACUCGUAACAAUACCUAAAAUAUUCAGUAGGCAUCUGUCGGUGCACUUGAUUUUCUCAACUCUUUUGUAUUAGUAUAUUUAUACAUUCUAGUUUUUGUUAAUAAUUAAUAUCACACAUAUUAACAAAUUUUACGAAUUCGGAUUUAUUUAUUAACUGCGAUCGCGGACCGCGGUUAACCUUAUCACGCCGUUCGAUGUUACCAAAAACCGCGAACAAUAAACAUUUUUACUACUAAAAAAAAAAAACAAAAUCAGCUUUUCAAGCUAAAAAACAAUUUGUUAGGAAUUUAAUCAUAUGAUAAGUAUUUGUUUAUUUCGCAAUCCUUUGAACUAUGUAUCUUCCUCGUAACUAUGCUACAUGUAUUAUACGAAGUGCAUUAUCCGACAAUGCUGAAAAAUAUCAUUUUACUAUUAUUUAGUUUUUAAGUAUUACGUUAAUUAACAAGACUAAUCUUGAUAAUAUUUAUCGAACAACAUAAUUUCCUAUUAAACAUUUUUAACUACUUUAAUGUAAAUAAAGUGAAUGUAUACCUAAAAUAUUUUAUAAAAUCAUAUACCUACACAGCUAUAAUGCAUCUAAUAAACAUUUUACAUAUUAUAAUAUAUAAAAAUAUAUAUUUUUUUACAUUCAA